UUCCGGCAUAAUCGACGCGUUUUCCCGACCCACUCUGUUUAACACAUAAAGAUAUCAUAGACAUACGGGGUGUUCAAAAUUUAAAAAAAAGGAUUUUUUUUUUCUUUUUCGAUAAAUCAUCGAUAAAUUUAACAAAAAAAAAAAAAAAAAACAAACCAUUAAAAAAAGGAUUAGGUGAAAAUGUCCUUAAAAAGGAUUUGAAUAAGAAAUCAACUGUUUUUGAAUUAGAACAAAAAAAAAAAAGUAAAUUGCAUGUGGAGCAAAUAAAUUCAAAAAAAAACAAAAUCCCCUCUGAAUCCAUUAAAACCCUAAAACCAGCCACAUUGUGUGUGCCCCCUAAAUAGGAUUAAGCUUAAAUAACCUUAUUGAGUGGUGGUGGUUUAUUCCAUGGUGCAAUUUAGUGUCCUCUGUUGCUUCAAGUAAUAGCACCCUGCUUUGCAUCACUGCGAUUUUGUGUUCCAGCAGGUUCCUUUUUGGUAUAGAGGUGCAUUUUGUGUGUUAGCAAGGCUAAAAAAAAUACAAACUAGCGCUUUUCGUUGUCAUAUCCUUUAUUCCGUUCGGUAUCCUAUAUCUCGUGUACUUUUUUCUACGUUUUGAUCUUCUUUUUUUUUUGUCGUCCUUUCGGGUUCUAUCGCUUAGUGUUUUGUGUGUGAAUUCUGGAUGUUGUUGUUACUGCUGAUGGUUGUUCACUCUCAUUGAAUAUGCGCCACCUAAUGGAUUUCUGUUUAUCUAUCAAGGACUCAAGAUGAUUUCAAUAUUAUGAUGAUGGGGAUUUGUGCGGUCUCGCAUUAAGUUGCGCCACAGAGUGAAUACUGAUAAGAGUGAAUCUUUUUUGCACAAUCCGGGAAAGGUCCUUUUUUGCAUAUAAAACAAAGAAAAAAAAAAAACGCAGCCUUUUAAUUUAGAGUCAAAGAGUGCGGUUGAUUUUGAAUUUAACCUUUUUCACGUGUGUUUUAACUUGAUACGUAUUUUACUUUUUUUUUUUACUGUGUGUUUUGUUUGGUAUGUUUUGAGAGUCCUUUCGAUUGAUUGCACUCAAGUGCAGUGGUGGGCUUUUACUUUCACAACAACAACAGAAAAAAAAACCAGGUUAAUCCCCAUACAGUGUAUAUCUACAUAUAAAUUGUUCUACAGAAAAGAGUAAAAAAAAAGAGUAGAGAGGAAAAAAAGUGUGAAAUAAAUAAAUAAAUAAAAAAAAAUUAAUUGGUACUACACAUAGUUUGGAUUAUAUACAAAAAAAAAGUGUAUUGAAUUUGUUUUUUAUUUUUAAACGAACUACAUCAAGGAUUAAGGAUUAUCUUACCUCAACAAGAACAACUUGCAACAACAACAAUACUGCCGAUUGAGUUUACCUACUUUAAUUUUUUUUUUGUAUUUGUUGUUGUUGAGUUAUUGACAACAAAUAAAGUAGAACACAUACUUGGGAAGUUGAAGUGUUUCUUUUUAUAAGGAAUAUAUCCAUUCAAUUAAAUUACGCAACCUUGCGUUAAAUGACCGUUGACAACGUUGACAGCAUAAACUGAGUAUUAUAUUCGAUAUAAAGGAUCCAAUAUAACCGCAUUAUAUUCGUACAUAUACACUCACUUACUCACUUGAAUGUACAAAACAUCAUCGGUCUGCAAACAAUCAGUGUGCCAUUGAUUUUGAUUAAUCACCAGUUAAACAAUUUUUAUUAAAUUAUCCUGGCACUAUAUGGGAAAUGAGCCAUACAAUAAAAACAACAACAACAACGUAACAUCAUCAUCAUCUAUAUCCACCGAUUUACUUAAUACAAAAAAACCCGCCAUUUGUAUAAUACAACAAUACCAACUGGUGAUGACUUUUAAGCCUCAAUCAUAACAUUUAUGAAUGUUAAUUAACCAUUUUUGGCUUUAUCAGUUUUUUUUUUUUGUGUUUGGCCCAAAUCUAAUGUUUGUAGGUACAGCAGAAUUUCCGGAUAAAAAUUGAAUACAAAAAAAUAAAAACGAGCAAAUUUAAUUGAAGUCAAGGAAAAAAGUAAAAAACAAAAAUUACAUUGCAAAUAUACCGACCCAAAUUGAAAAAAAAAAUUACUGUACACAAGUCGUUUACAGAAUUAAAUUGCAAUUAAAAGUAAUUCACAUACAAAUACAAAACAACAACAAAAAAUAAGAGAACGAAGAGAAAAAAUAUAAAAAACGAAAAUAUUAAGAGUUAAGAAUUUUUUUUGCUUGCCUUUUGUACUCACCACGAUUAACGCAAAAAGAACUUCCGCAAAGGGUAGCCCACAAUAAUAUUACAACGAAAACGUUUUUCUAUCUGGGAUAUCCUGUUUAAAAAAAAAAAAAUUGUAUAUUCCUUUAGACAUUAUCUUCAUUCUAUGUCUGUAUGUGUGUGAUAUAUAUAUAUAUUUUUUUUCAACACAAAAUAAGGAUAAACCCGUUAAAAAACUUGGUGUGGUAAAAGAGAUAAACCAUUAUUUUUUUUUGUAAAUUUUUUAAUUCAUCUUUGGAAUUAAAAAAAUGAACAUUUUUUCAUCCUGCGAAAUGGCAGUAAAAGCAACAACAAAAAUGGUUAAAAGAAUCCCAUCAACAAAAUCAACAACAACAAAAACAUCAGUAACGAUAAGAAAUACAGAAUCAGAAGCAACAAGAAGAACAACAACAACAACAGCGAAAGGAACAACCACAUCUGUAUCAGCGAGAAUGAAUUGUCCCAUUUUAAUUGUAAUUAGCUUCAGUUGCUUUUUGCAUCUAGGACUUUUGUUAACGUCAGCAGAGGGAGCUAUUUCGACUAGAGGCUCCGCUACCCGACCAAUGGCAACAUCACCGGCUGUAGGAUCACUGCCAAGAUUUCUAUCACGCGGUCAUACGUAUCGAGCGGUUGUAGGCGAUACGUUAGUGCUGCCUUGUCAAGUUGAAAAUUUAGGCAGCUUCGUGUUACUUUGGCGACGUGGAAUAAAUGUGCUUACAGCCUCAAAUAUUAUGGUGACAAGGGAUGAAAGAAUAAGACUGAUAGAUGGUUACAAUUUAGAAAUAUCUGAUUUGGAGCCGCAGGAUGCCGGAGAUUAUGUAUGUCAAAUCAGUGACAAAGUGAACAGGGACCAAGUGCACACAGUUGAAAUUCUUGUUCCACCAAGUGUUCGAGCGAUACCAACAUCCGGACAGUUGCAGGCGCGAAAGGGUGGCCCAAUAACAUUGGAGUGCAAAGGAUCUGGCAAUCCAGUGCCAUCGAUAUACUGGACAAAAAAGAGUGGUGCUGGGAAAUCAUCAGCUCGUAUUGGCGAUGGUCCAAUACUGACAUUGGAGAAAUUGGAACGUCAACAGGCUGGAGUAUAUCAGUGUACGGCAGACAAUGGAGUCGGUGAUCCGGUUACAGUUGAUAUGAGACUUGAUGUUUUAUAUCCACCGGAUAUACAAGUGGAAAAAUCAUGGAUACAUUCCGGCGAAGGAUACGAAGCGAAACUAGUGUGCAUUGUGUUUGCGGAUCCAGUUGCAACGGUAUCCUGGUAUCAAAACUCAUUCCCAAUUCAAACGACAGAUAGAAGAAUUAUGUCAUCAAGAGGAAACCGGCAUACAUUGACUGUGCGUCACAUCCAACAGGAAGAUUUCGGAAACUACAGCUGCGUCGCUGAUAAUUCACUUGGACGAUCCCGAAAAUAUAUGGAACUUUCUGGCCGCCCUGGACCGGCUGAAUUCUAUUCACCCAAAUGGGGUAGAUCUUCAGACAGUUAUAAUCUUACAUGGAAGAUCGACAGCUAUCCACCAUUGGAGGAGGUCCGUCUACUCUAUCGCAGAGUAAUGAUGAAUGACACGUUUCAACAACCUGGUAGAUGGCAUGACUUUAUUCUUACUCCAGAACACAGACCAGCAUCGGAACCAUUGACACAUAUUAUGUCGUAUACAAUAAAAAAUCUACAUCCGGGCGCUUAUUAUGAAGCAAUUGUUCAAGCUAAAAAUAGAUAUGGAUGGAAUGAGGUCAGUGAUAUUUUCCAAUUCAUUGUAGCCAACAAUAACGUCGAACUGCCACCCGAAGAUGCCGAAGUUGUUGCAAGUUCAAAAUCACGCAGCAAUAGUUCUUCACCCCAAUUGUGCAUUCAUCAAACAACUUUAUCAAUUAUAUUACUUUUAUUUGCGAUGUUACUAUUACGAACGAAUCAUUUUCGUUUGGGAUAAUUUAUUUUUGAUAUUUAAAUUGAUUUUUUAUGUUUAAUUUAAUUAUUUUAAUUUGAAAAAAAAAAAUAUUUUUAAUUUGCCUUCGAACCAAAACAAAGAACUAAUGUAAUAAAAAAAUAUAAAUUAUUUUUCUUCAGAUGCAUAAUCAUUAAAAUAAAAAAUUAAAAUAAAUAAACAAAAGUAAAAAAAAAAAAAAACAAAAAGAAAUAAUGAUAUAGAAUGUAUUGAUAAUAGGUAGUUUAUGUUAGAUCUAUGUAUGUAGAUGUAAGAAAAGACAUAACCAUAAUUGCAAAAUAGAACAAAAUAAAAAAGAUCAUAAGCAUUUUAAUUAAAAUUAUAAAAAAUUAAAAACAUAUUCCGGAAAUAUUUUUGUCUGGAAUUAAAUAUUUUAUUAAAAAAUAAAAAUAAAUACAGUUCAGUGAAGCAUAAAAUAAAAAAAA
This is a messenger RNA of Episyrphus balteatus (marmalade hoverfly), 4573 nucleotides long. Its product is annotated as neurotrimin. The record is from RefSeq and is a predicted model, not a curated record. The transcript is spliced from 11 exons. Gene Ontology annotation, biological process: homophilic cell-cell adhesion; synapse organization. Gene Ontology annotation, molecular function: axon guidance receptor activity; protein binding. Gene Ontology annotation, cellular component: axon; plasma membrane; neuronal cell body. Bases 2481 to 4133 code for a protein of 550 amino acids. Lineage: Eukaryota; Metazoa; Arthropoda; Insecta; Diptera; Syrphidae.